Acanthosepion pharaonis is the source of this 2214-nucleotide messenger RNA. The record is from the annotation of a GenBank genome assembly. NCBI's taxonomy places the organism in Eukaryota, Metazoa, Mollusca, Cephalopoda, Sepiida, Sepiidae.
AUGUAUCUAUCUAUCUAUCUAUCUAUCUAUCUAUCUAAAUUCAGUAAACCUUAUUUGUUUUUUUGUUUUUACUACAAUCCAUCCAUCUAUCUAUCUAUCUAUCUAUCUAUCUAUCGAUUUUAUUCUUUACAUAUCUAUCUAUCUAUCUAUCUAUCUAUGUUAUUCUUUACAUAUCUAUCUAUCUCACUCUGUUUAUAUCUAUCUAUCUAUCUAUCUAUCUAUCUAUGUUAUUCUUUACAUAUCUAUCUAUCUAUUAUCUAUCUAUCAUAUCUAUCUAUCAAUCUAUCUAUCUAUCAGUCUAUAUCUAUCUAUCUUAGUCUGUUCAUAUCUAUUUAUCUAUUAUCUAUCUAUCUAUCUAUCUAUCUAUCUUUCUAUCUAUCGAUUUUAUUCUUUACAUAUUAUCUAUAUAUCUAUCUAUCUAUCUAUCUAUCUAUGUUAUUAAAUACAUAUCUAAUUUUAUGUCAGCCACCAUCUAUCUAUCUAUCUAUCUAUAUUCUUUUACAUAUUUUGAAUCUAUCUCAAGUUUUUAUAUGGAAUCUAUCUAUCUAUCUAUUAACUCUGGGAUUUUUCCUCCUCCAUCAUAUCAAUACCUACCAGCCCGCUUACCCCCAUAUUUUCCACUUCUUAUCCGCUAACGACCUAUUAAUUAACCCAUUCUCCUAUUUCUUUUCUUUCUCGCCAUUUUUUUUUCUUUUUCCGUUUUCUUUAUUUGUUCGCCAGCAUUUGUUCUUUCUUUCGUUUUUUCAAUCAUUAUUUUCUUUUCUCGUUUUUCUACACCCGGCCAUCUUCACUAGUUCUUUUCAUCUUUUCUUAUUUCUGUGCUUCUUCUUUGCUUUUUUUAUUUUGUUUAUAUCUUUAUUAUUCAGUUUUCAUCACUACCGUUACCAUCGUUAUCUUCUUCUUCUUCUUCUUCUUCUUCUUCUUCUUCUUCUUCUUUUACUUUCUAUCACUCAUUUUAUUAUUUCUCUUCCUUUUUAUCACUCCUUCAUUUCUUCUCCCUUCUUUAAUUCCUUCUUUUUCUUUUCUCCUCCUCCUCCUCCUCCUUCUUCUUCUUCUUCUUCUUCUUCUUCUUCUUCUUCUUCUUCUUCUUCUUCUUCUUCUUCUUCCUUUCUAUCACUCAUUUGUUUUUCUUCUUCUCCCUUCUAUAAUUCCUUUCUUCUUCUUCUUCUUCUUCUUCUUCCUUUCUAUCACUCAUUUGUUUUUCUUCUUCUCCCUUCUAUAAUUCCUUUCUUUUUCUUCUUCUUCUUCUUCCUUUCUCAUUUCAUUUUUUUUCUUCUUCUCCCUUCUAUAAUUCUUUUUCUUCUUCUUUUUCUUCUUCUUUCUUUUCUUCUUCUUUUCUAUUUUUUCAUUUGUUUUUCUUCUUCUCCCUUCUAUAAUUCCUUUCUUUUCUUCUUCUUCUUCUUCUUCACUUUCUUCUUCUUCUUCUUCUUCUUCUUCUUCUUCUUCUUCUUCUCAUUAUUAUUAUUAUUCUUUUUUUUUUCUUCCUUUUUUUCCUUUCCUUCUCUUUCUUUUUCUUUUCUUUUCUUUCUUUCUUCUUCUUCUUCUUCUUUUAUUAUUUUGUUUCUUUUUUUAUCCUUCUUUUUUUUCUUUCCUUCUUUAAUUCCUUUUUUUUCUUUUCUCCUCCUUCCUCCUUCUUUUUCUUCUUCUUCUUCUUUCUUCUUCUUCUUCUUCCUUUCUAUUCUUUCAUUUAUUUCUUCUUUAUUUCUUUUCUUUUCUUCUUUUCUUUUUCUUUUUCUUCUUCUUCUUCUUUUUUUAUUCUUUUUUUUUUUUUUUUUUCCUUCUAUUCUUUUUUCUUUUUCUUUUUCUUUUUUUUUCUUCUUCUUCUUCUUUUUUUAUUUCUUUUUCUUCUUCUUCUUCUUUUUUAUUUCAUUUCUUUUUUUUUUUCCUUUAUUUAACUUUUUCUUUUUUUUCUUCUUAUUCUUUUUCUUCUUUCUUUUUUUUCUUCUUUUUUUUUCUUUUCUUUUUUUCUUCUUUUUUUAUUUAUUUCUUUCUUUUUUAUCCUUCUUUUCUUUCUUUUUUCCUUUUUUUUCUUUUUCUUUUCUUUUUUUUUUUUUUUCUCCUUUUCUUUCUUUUCUUUUUUUUUUUUUUUUUCUUUCUUGUUUUUUUUUGUUUUUUCUAUUUAUCUUUCUAUCUUUCUAUUUAUCUAUCUUUUUAUCUAUCUCAAUUUUUUUUUUUCAUUUUUCUUUUUUUUUUUCUUCUAUAUCUUUCAUUUGA